AUGGUCUUCGCCACCUUUGCAGCCCUUCUAGCUGGGAGAUCCGAGAAGCAGACAGCUCACAACUUCUUUGCCGAGAUCUACAACGUUUCUGGGUGGCCCAACGGGGUCGCGUUCCUGAUAGGCCUCAGCGCGACAAAUUGGGCGUUUUCAUGCCUUGACGCCGUGGUCCAUCUCACGGACGAGAUCCCUCAACCACGCAGAAACAUCCCAAUGGCUCUCCUGUGCACUGUUGCACUGGGAACAUUCACUGGGUUACCGAUAGUCUUUGCGCUGUUCUUCGCGGCUACGGAUUUGCCGGCCAUCGCCGCAUCUGGCACGCCCUCUCUCGAACUGUUUUACCAGGUUUACCAAAAUAAGACAGUAGCCAUCGUGCUUCAGAGCCUCGUCACGUUUUCGGCAGCGGGUGCCAUGAUCGGCUGUCAUACAUGGCAGUCUCGCAUGGCGUGGGCAUUCAGCAAAGACAGAGCGUUUCCAUUUCACAGACACAUGUCGAAGAUAGCACCCAAGCCAUUCGAUGUCCCUGUCUGGGCACACGUCUGGUCAUGCUUCUGGGUCGCUCUUCUCGGAUGUCUCUACCUAGCGUCGAGCCUUGCCUUCAAUUCCUUUAUCUCCGCGGGCAUCUUGCUGCAGUAUAUCACAUAUUCGAUAGGAAUCCUUUGCCUCUUGUGGACGGGCCGUUCUGAGAUGGUACAUGGACCUUUUUGGUUUCCUAAGCUGGGCUUUAUUGCGAGCAUAAUCACGUUGGCGUGGUCCGCUAUUAGUGUCGUGUUUUACUCCUUUCCCUACUACCAACCAGUGGCGACCCUUGAAAUGAACUAUGUGUCGUGA
This is a messenger RNA of Colletotrichum siamense, 828 nucleotides long. RefSeq names its product Swainsonine transporter swnT (gene swnT-2). The record is from RefSeq and is a predicted model, not a curated record. The transcript has a single exon. Gene Ontology annotation, cellular component: membrane. Gene Ontology annotation, molecular function: transmembrane transporter activity. The coding region runs from base 1 to 828 and encodes 275 amino acids. Lineage: Eukaryota; Fungi; Ascomycota; Sordariomycetes; Glomerellales; Glomerellaceae. Gene Ontology annotation, biological process: transmembrane transport.